Messenger RNA from Phycomyces blakesleeanus NRRL 1555(-), 2538 nucleotides. RefSeq lists its product as hypothetical. Gene Ontology annotation, molecular function: hydrolase activity, acting on ester bonds. NCBI's taxonomy places the organism in Eukaryota, Fungi, Mucoromycota, Mucoromycetes, Mucorales, Phycomycetaceae. Bases 38 to 2281 code for a protein of 747 amino acids. The record is from RefSeq and is a predicted model, not a curated record. The transcript is spliced from 12 exons.
CUCUUUAUUCUUCUUCUUCCUUUACUUCUUUGUGGAUAUGUUGAAUUAUUCUGAAUCAGAUCUCCCUCAGGGUUCUAUUCUUGAGUCCGACUCACCAGAACCAUCUCUUUUGACUGUAGCCAGUCUAUCACCAGAACGUGAUUACAAGAUCAAAGCUUGGAAAAAUGGGCUGGGAACUACGUCUGAAAUCAGUAUCUAUCCACCAAAAAAGGACUUUCGCAAGGACACCUUUUUCUGGAGACUAAGUCUGCAUCGUAUCGAAGCCGAUUGUAAUUUUACUCUCUUUCCGGGCUAUUAUUGUACUACGGUUGUAUUGCCAAGUCAAAACCGUAAAGCUGCCUUGUUACUCAACCAUCAAGGCGAUGAAGUAUCCACAAAAGUCAAGCCUUUGUUUCCAUACAGUUGGCAUGGUGAAUGGGCAAGUAACUGCAAGGUCACGGAUGCACCAGUAACAAGUCUUCAGUUUAUGAUCAAACGGGAUCUUGGAACAGCUCAGUUUGACGUGGACAAGAUAGGACAGCCGGUGUCAAACGAGAGUGGCGAGACGGGAAAGAAACUGAUUCUCGGUUCAUUUGCACUGGUGUAUGUGGUCGAAGGGUACGUGAGGAUCAGCGUAGACGAAGAUCAGUCGAGUGACCACAUACAUGUGCUCUCACCUGGCCAGACACUCUAUGUUGAACAUGAUGAAGAGUCUACGCCGGUCAGCAUGACCAUCAAGGCUUCUGAUAUGGCUGGAAAUGUCAACCAUCACGAGCUAGAUGCAACUGUGUUGACUAUCCAGAUAUCAGAAAUCAAGGGUGGUGGACCUUCUUCAACUGUAUCAGACUACUUUAUCUCUCAGCGUACACCUACUGCUGCUAUCGGAACCAGUGCUAUCUCUGGAUCAGGAUCAGGAUCCUUGGUCGGUACUCCUAUUACCCCUGGUGCUGCUAUCGAACGCUCAGGCCAUAUUGUGUCAGGCUACCACAACCUCCACCCCAUGUCUCCCUCUGAGCCAACAGACACUCCCAGUCGUCGCCGAGAACCCCAUCGCAAGGGUUCUCUGGUUAUCGCAGACAAGUUUUCUGGCUCUGGCUCUGAUCUGGUCAGUUCAGGAACAGUGGAUACAUUGGACUCAUCUUCUACAGCAACCACGGCAACCAUGGCAACUACAGCCACAACCACAGCCACAGCCACAGCCACAGCCACAGCCAAAAAGGGAGGUGUGGACCAGCUGCUGUCGCCGUCGGCUCAGAGUCAACAGCACGGUGCUCGGAUCUACAGUCCACCCACAUUUGGCCUCAUGUACGACACCGACACGCCUCCGCCUGUUGUGAGAGACCGUUUGGUAGUAGAUGACUUUCCAAAGCACAGCGUGAGUACUGCCUGGAUCAAGAUGAUACGCCAGGGCUUGAACGAGUGGAUCCGCUUACCAGUCAUCAUCUGCCGCGGAUCUGAAGAAGGUCCGGUUGUAGGCAUAACUGCCGCAGUACAUGGUAAUGAGCUCAAUGGAGUGCCAUGUAUUCACAGGGUUGUGGCAGAGAUUGAUGUUCAAAAGUUGCAUGGAACUGUGGUAGCUGUGCCGUGCGUCAAUGUGACGGGAUACCUCAAGUUUUCAAGAGAGUUUGCCGAUGGCCGGGAUCUCAACCGAUUGUUUCCCGGCAAGGAAGAUGGGUUUGCGUCUCAGGUUUACUGUUACCAGUUGAUGAACAAGAUCAUUUCACAAUUCAACUAUCUCAUUGAUCUACACACGGCUAGUUUUGGACGUGUGAACUCAUACUAUGUCCGGGCCGACAUGAAUGAUGCAGCAUCUGCUACAAUGGCUCAUCUUCAGAAACCUCAGAUUCUAUUGCACAACUCUGGUCAAGAUGGUACUUUGAGAUCUGCUGCAUCUGCGCGUGGCAUAAAGGCUGUGACGUGGUCAUUUAUGGGUGUGAUGCGUAUUCUGGACAACCUUGAUAUGUUUGCACUUUGUAACACAGGAACAAGCCAGCCAGAUCUUUCGAUCGGUAGUCCACCUAGUACUAUUCUUUGUUCAAAGGGAUUCUGGAUUUAUACUACUACUGGUGGUGUUUUGGAAGUCUAUCCAGCAGUCAAUACGAUCAUUAGAAAAGGUGACCUGAUUGCACGUAUCAAGAAUAUCUUUGGUAACGUUGUGGACGAGUAUUUUGCUCCUUGUGGUGGAAUCGUAAUCGGCCGUAGUUCCAACCCGGUGGCCAUGUCUGGAGAUCGUAUUCUUCAUCUGGGUGUAAUCAAGAAAAAGGGCGAGAAUUUACCAAAGGAAGCAAAGGAAAACUAUUAGACUAUAUACACAAUUGUACAGACAAGAAGCUCAAAUCAAAUCAAGUCAAGUCAAGACAAGUCAAAUCAUAGCAACAACAACAAGAAUAUUAUUAUUACUAUUAUUACUAUUACCAAUAAGAACAAAAAAUCUCACGCACUUGUAAGCCAUUCGUAUUGAAUUUUGAUUGGAUGAUUUAAAUAUAUAUAUCUAUCAGAUAUAUAUUAUUAUCAUUCUUAAUAAAUAAAUAAAAUAAGUAAAAACCCAAAUCAAGAAUU